This is a messenger RNA of Centruroides sculpturatus (bark scorpion), 824 nucleotides long. Its product is annotated as nose resistant to fluoxetine protein 6-like. Bases 103 to 639 code for a protein of 178 amino acids. The transcript is spliced from 4 exons. The record is from RefSeq and is a predicted model, not a curated record. NCBI's taxonomy places the organism in Eukaryota, Metazoa, Arthropoda, Arachnida, Scorpiones, Buthidae.
UCAAAUUAUAUUUUUUAUAAUUAUACAAAACCAUACUGUUCUCAUUUAAGUUCGUUUUUUCUUGGAUUUUUCUUUGGAUAUUUUUUAUCAGAGAAACAAGAAAUGAAAUUGAAAAAAGUUACAGAAAUAUUUUGUUGGAUCGGCAGCAUUAUAUUAAUGACAGUAGUAAUAUUCGGAUUGCACGGGUGCUUAAAGGACACUUCUCCAAAUGAAAUUAUAUUGUACUUACAUCAAAUAUUAUCUCCGUUUGCGUGGACAAUAUCUACAGCAUGGAUAUGCAUUGCAUGUGUUACUGGACAUGGAGGUAUUGUCAAUCGAUUUUUCUCGUUAAAAGUUUUUCGUAUGUUGGACCGUUUGAUAAUUUGGAUCUAUUUGCUGAACGUUCCUGUCAUAAUUUUCAUUUGUGGUCAACUAAGAAAACCUGUUUCUUUUACGAUGAUAAAUAUUUGGAUGAUGUUUUCGUAUGUCAUGGCUGUGACAUUGAUCGCCUCGAUUUUAAUGUAUGCAUUUAUCGAAACUCCAUUGAAUUAUCUUCUUCAGAAAACGUUUGAUUUCUGUACAUUUAAAAAAAGUAAUACAGAAGAAGAGUACAAAAUGGAUACUUUGCCUGAAAGUCAACAAGCAAACAUCAAAUUGUAAACUAAAAAUAAUAGUCUAAUGGUUAGAGUAGACACGUUUUACCUAAUUGAAUAGUCAUGAUAUACAGGUCAUUAAGCGAAUUUUAUGAAAUAUUUCACUGUUGAAUCAUUUCAACGAUAUUAUAUACAUGUAAACCCUGAGAAGAGAAUUGUUUAAAAUAUAAAGAAGAAACAAUAUAAAGAGAA